Molecule: messenger RNA, 5138 nt
Organism: Dermacentor andersoni
Lineage: Eukaryota; Metazoa; Arthropoda; Arachnida; Ixodida; Ixodidae
Product: protein ABHD18
Source: RefSeq, a predicted model, not a curated record
AAUGUUAAUUCAUUGACUCCAGCAGAUUACCUGCUUACUUGCGAAGUCAUGCAUAUUUUUUUCAGUUUUUUUUUUGUGUGUGCGAAAGUGCGGUCCGUGGUGGUUGUAGAGAAUGUGCUGAGUUUUUCACCGCAUGUAUGUACUUUUUCUCGGCCAUUUGCGUUAAUUCUCGAACUGCGCGCGGAGGCAUUGUCGACUGAAGUCUUUAUAUGAUGGUUCAACUUUAUCUUAACUAAAGACUAAUGAGAUGGAUAAUGAUCAGUCUUAAUGUAGUGUUUUUUUUUUAGUUUUCUGCCACACGCAGUCAUAAGUCUCUGACAUGACUAGCACAAGCCGCUUCGAUGCCGUUUACCGGACAGCCUUAUUAUCGAAAUACUUCAUCAAAGGUUGGGGUAAGCCAGACAAUCUUAAAAGGUUAUUCGACUUUAAGAAGAAGAUGACGGCUCGUGAAACAUGCAGCCAACUUGUACCUCAUGAUUACCCAGUCAUGAUCGACAAGAUUGAAGACCACUCAAAUUACCGCAUCUUAGAGGGCCACCUUGUUAGUCCUUUAGUUCAAUACCUGCCUGAGUGUGUGCCAAAGGAAUCGCAUAAAGCUUGGUUCCAAGUCCUCUUGCCAAAAAGAUGGGUAACUGACCCACUGAGACCUGUUUGCAUACACCUUGCUGGAACAGGCGACCACUAUUUCUGGAGAAGAAGAACUUUGACAUGCAGGCCUCUGCUAAAGGAAAAUGGUAUUGCUUCUAUAAUACUGGAAAACCCUUUUUAUGGUCUAAGAAAACCCAAGGACCAAGUGCGGUCAAAUUUGCAUUGUGUGUCUGACAUCUUCGUCAUGGGUGGCUGCCUUGUGCUCGAGUCAAUGGCCCUGCUUCACUGGUGUGAACGGGAGGGCUUUGGACCCCUUGGCAUCACAGGCAUUUCUAUGGGUGGCCAUAUGGCAUCCCUUGCUGGGGCUAAUUGGUACAAACCCAUAGGCAUCAUUCCCUGCCUUAGUUGGACGACAGCAUCGUGUGUUUUUACACAGGGUGUCAUGAGUGGUGCAAUUCCAUGGGAGCUUCUACAGAGCCAGUACUUUUCGGACCACGUUUUCCGAGAAGAGAUUGAACAACUCAUCCACACUCCCGAGCAGAAUGCAGCAUUCAAGGCUGGCCAGAAGUUUGCUCGUGACUUCUCAUGCAGCAUGGAGAGCUACAACGACGUCUCACUGGCGCUGCAGUCGAGCCCUGAUGUGCGCCCAGCGGAAGCGCUUAAUUUCAUGCGAGGCAUCAUGGACGAGUGCACGCAUCUGGAGAACUUUUCGCGACCUGUAGAUACCAGCCUCGCUGUAUGUGUGACAGCCACCAGGGAUGCGUACGUGCUUCGUGAAGGGCUGAAACCUCUGCCCGAAAUCUGGCCUGGUUGUGAGGUUCGCUUCGUCGACUUUGGCCAUGUGGCUGCAUUUCUGUUUAGCCAGCACGUUUUCAGAAAAGCCAUGGUCGACUCCCUGGAGAAGACAAGCUUAAAGUACUACGGACGGUCACUCUUUGAGAGGAAAGAGGAUGCUCCCAUAGAAACACGUACAACUGCACUGCAUGCCGAAGAGACGAAUCAAAGGGCCACAAAGUCUGAAGCCUAGUUUUGAUCUCAUAGUGGUGCGGCUAGAAUAGACCUGCUGUAUAUUGUGCAGUCACUGCAUUGAAGUUUUUAUACCGUCUGAUAACCACAGCCUUUCACAUGAUUGUAAACAUAAAUUGUGUAUGAAAAGCCACUUGGUCACGAAGAUUUUGCCGCUUGUUAGUUCAUUUUGGAGCAUUAAUGAGCUGAUAACAAUGAUUACCAAAGCUGAAUUUUUGUCAUGAAGCCAAGAACUUUCAUGCAGUUAUUGCAAACCAUUUUAAAGUGUUCAAGCUUGAUGUUAUCUUGUACAUAACAGAUCAUGUAAAUACAAUACAGUGCAGUCCACUUGCAACAAUAUCAAGAACGAAAAAUUCUAUCGUUAUAACCGAUCAUUGCUAUAUAUGGACUGUCAUAAAAAAAAACACUGCCGAACACGCCUUUGUAGUUCCAAAACCAAAUUUGCCACUUAUGCAAAACAAUAGACGUUGUAGAAAGCAGGCUUUGAAAGAUGCGUUUUAUUUAUACCUCUAGACAGCAUUAGGCAGGCUAAAAUAGUCAGAAAUCUGCUCUUGCUCUCGCGGCAGUUUCAGGUUCACAACCACGGUGUGCAUCUUGUCCGGCUGUUGCACGAGCACUGGUGGCAGUAAUUUAGAGUGCUUGAAAUCAGAACGACUUGAUCAGAACGGAAUCAGAACAGUGCACAUAACAGUCAAGGAUGGGCGAUUGUCAAUCUCGAUGUCACUGCCGCGGUUGUCGUCACAACAACGAUCGCUUUGUCGGAGAUCACUUUGCAGGAGGAGUUGCCACUAUCAGCCCUCAGAAUCGCGCACCCUUGCAAAUCUCUUGGUGGCUUUCGCACUUGGCGCGCGGGCGGGUGAUGGAAUGCGCUACGCAGUAAUGGAGGCACGAACUUACGUAGGCAAAUUUUUCACCCCAUCUCGACUUUGUUCAUUUAAAGAAAACAAAGGAACACAAAUGUCACGAUUACUGUAUUUACUGUAUUCUAACGUGCACCCAUUUUUCGUGACCAAAAGAAAGAAGAAAAAAAACACCCUCGAUCGUAACGCGCAUCUGUUUACUAUGACCUAAAGAAAGAAAAGUCCUUUACAGUACCAUGCAUCUCAUUCUUUCAUACAGAAAUACAACUUUAUCUCAUUUGGAAAAAAACUCAGAUUUACUCCCAGUGCACUAAAGUUGCGAUAAAUAAAAGAAGUCACAGUUCCACCCGAAAGGCAAAGCAUCGAUUAUGAUAGCAAAUUAGUAGACAGCUAUACAAAAAGUAAGGAUAGUAGUUUUAUUGGCCAUAUGUGCUUUUAAACAUUCUCUUACUAACUAAAUUAACAAGCAUGGUGUCACGCGUGCACAAGCGCACAACAUGGACACGUCUCACUCAUUGACCGCAGAAACUCUAUCAAAACGCUGGAGUUAGGAAGUGCAGUAGCAGGAGCGAGCAAAUUGACCUUUGUGCAGCCUCUCGCUUCAACACGAACUAAGGGAUGCGAACACGGCGCAGUGCGCAGACUGUCUCUGUCGCAGAUCACUUUCAAGAUAGGGGCCGCGCCAUAUGUACCAGGCGCUAGGGUCACCGUAUAUGCCUCCCGCAGGGAUAUGGCUCCCUGCUAGAGUUGCUAUUCAAGCAGCUGCUGGUGUAAAAACGCCUCUCUUGUUUCUGCCAGUCCCGCACGCGGCUUUCUGGAGCUCCAAAUGCCCGUAAUGCGGCCCGAUUUCCAUCCGUCUCCAUACAUGUGAUCGCUUUCCUUUUAAUUGUGGCAUUGUGAUCAACUUGGCAUGUCUUUGUAGUUGGCACUUCCAUGCUGAUAGAGCAAACACAGAAAACGGGAAGACCGGGUAGACUGACGGUGCAAUAAGCUAAGCCAAAGGAGGCAUUGCCUUAGCACAUGUACUACUGCACAUGGAGGAAGCUACAGCUGCUAGGCUCGAAGCGCGUACGAGGCAGCCAUUCUGAAAUGCCGAUGGCGAUGUGGUAAUGCAGGUUUAGGAUUGCACUCGAUUUUAACGCACAAGCAAUUUUUUGACCCGUUUUAUUGGGAAAAAAGUACACGUUAGAUUCAAGCAAACGCGGUAUUCUGCAUGGAAAAGGCCAUCCAGAAGUGCAGUGAACAACAUACCGUAUUUACUUGCAUAAUGAUCACACUUUUCUGUCAACAAGAAAUUCAUGCUAAUUCAGGGGUGCGAUCAUUACGCGGGUUAAAUUUCCCGAAAAUGUUUCUAUUAUUUUUUUAUUAUUAUUAUUAUUUUUUUUUUUUUUCAUUUUGCGUUUGCUGCGGAAUGACAACAGGUCCGCAAAUAGGCGGCUGCCGCUGUAUGUAGUGCGGGACACCGAAACAAAAAUGGCGGCCAGCGGAGCAAGCCGAACGCUAUUUUUUUCUCUCGUGAGUGCAUUACAUGCAUUGAAACAGUUUCUUCCGUAUCUGUAAUGAAUAAUAUUGUUAAUAUCGGCAAGUUUGAGGCAACAACGUAGCCAUGUCCACUUUGAGGGGACAGAAACAGAUGGGCGCGCUUAGCUGCCAGUGACAUAGAAACGCAUAGCAGGCAUGCUGUGUAAACUGGGGAAUUUGUCUUCACUACUAUCUUAAUACGGCACGUUUCUGCUAAGGGUGGGUGAAUAUCUUAGCUGUGUUACAAGCGUCAGCGUAUGAACAGGGUACACUUCUAACAUAUCAGUGUAAACAAGGCUGUCAUCGUUGCCGCUCACGGUUUGUUGCGUGCCCACGAGUGCCGCCGAGAAGAAUCGAAAGGCGCCUUUUUUGUUGUUGUUGAUCAUCACCAUUAUAAAGCCUACACAUAAUAAAGGCAAGUGUGGUUGUAGUUCCCUCUCUCUUUUUCUUUCUUUUUUUUUUCUUUUUGUCAUGGAAGUGCGGAAAGUGAUGAAAGGAAUGAAAUGGGGCAUCUGCUUAAGAAUGUUCUGUGCAUGCAGACCGCUUGGUUUGUCUUGAAGAGUCGUUCGCGUAGCAUUCGACAGAUGGUAAGCGCAAUCAUUAUUAGCUAGAUUUGGCACACGGCAUAUCGCUGUGGCAAGUUCGGGGUGCGAUCAUUACACGGAAAAUAAAAAAAAUUGAAUUUUGAUGACAAAAUUCAGGGGUGCAAUCAUUACGCGAGUGCGAUGAUUAUGCGAGUAAAUACGGUAUUGUCAUUAUUGGUUUUUUUUUUUCCUCGUAGCUCUAAUGCAUUAGUUGAUACUCUUUAAGUCGGCUCAUCGUUAUAACCACUAUAUCAUAUCUGGUGCCAUUAUAAGUGGACUGCACUAGAAUAAUGUUGCUGCCAAUAAACAUAAUAUUUGUACAUACAAAGGAGCAACUGUCUGUUGUUUUUUAGUGCCAUCUGUGUUUUUUUAUGGAGCUUGGCUUAGUGCAUGCCACUUGAGAGCUUGAGAGUAUGCUUAUACAUUUGAAAUGCUGUUUUAGCUAUAAGUUAAAAUGAACUAGAGUGUACCCGCAACCUGUGUGAGUAGGCCUUUCAUUGUUACUGUAGAACUGAUGUUUUUGAAAAAUAAAAGAACUUUACAUUUUCAGUUCAAGAAA